Anastrepha ludens (Mexican fruit fly) is the source of this 825-nucleotide messenger RNA. RefSeq lists its product as uncharacterized. The record is from RefSeq and is a predicted model, not a curated record. The coding region runs from base 279 to 716 and encodes 145 amino acids. Lineage: Eukaryota; Metazoa; Arthropoda; Insecta; Diptera; Tephritidae. The transcript has 2 exons.
UGGAACAGUGCCCUUGCUAUGAUUAAACGAAUAAUCCUCACCAAAGAUGCAAUUGACAAAGUUCUACUAAGCAUUCCAAAAGCACCUGCACCUCUGACUGCGAAGGAAGUUGCUAUUUUAGUGGACAUCGUAGAAUUGCUUGAACCUUUCGACACCGUACUGAAAAAGUUUCGUCAUCAACAAAUAUAACAGUUUCGCUUAUAAUUUCGGUGGUGUGUGGUUUACUUGACACUAUAGAAAGUUUAAAACCCAAAGUCCACUCGGAAGAAGGAUCCGAAAUGCUAUUAAAUUUAAUUGAUAGCUGUAAACGCAGACUGUUGGGAUAUGAAAAACACACUGUUAUCAGAUUAUCCACGUUGCUGGAUCCUCGAUUCAAAAAGGAGGGCUUCCUUUUUUCUCACAACGUUUCAGAAUCCGUAAAAGCGUUGGAAACCGAAUUAACCCAGCACAACAAAAAUCCUGCUGUCUACAAAUCCGAGCCACCAACACCAACUGAGACUGCAACGCCAAAUCAGCAAUUGUUUGCAUUUUUGAAAAGCAACAUUGCCAAAAAACCGAGGGCUGAACGAGUUGACGCCAUUUUAAGCCUUCGGAACUUUUACGAAAGUCCAAAUUUGGAUCAAGAUUCUAACCCUCUUGAUUAUUGGAAGAACAUGAAUGGAAAUGACGCUCUGAAGGCUUGCUGCAAAAAGCUUUUAUGCAUUCCGGCAACCUAAGUAGAAAGCGAACGCAUUUUCAGCAAAGCUGGAAUUAUUAUAAGUGACAAGAGGGCUUCACUUAAAGCUUCCACAGCAGAUAAAAUAAUUUUUAUGAUUCGAAACAAUU